AUCGUCUGCGGGUAGCGCGAGCUACACUUGAACCCCUGGUGACGAGCGACUUUGGCCAGCAAGGACUCGAGUCCAAAUCGGAGUGAAACUCCUCCUCAUGCUGAUCAGGUCGUCAACAGCACUGGCAGAGCAGCAGCAGCAGCAGGAGGAGGAGGAGGAGGAGGAGGUGGAACAGAAGGAGGAGGAUUUUUUUUCCUGUUCACGAGUACUGGCAGAGCCGUGCAGCGUCUUCUGAGGAGACCCAGCAAAAAUGUGAGCGCUGCGCUCCGCUCGGUGUGACAAGUUAUCACUGGAGAAUGGACGCCGUAUAAACUACAUCCAGCUGGAGGGCUCGAGGCAGGAGGGGUGGGGAGGUCACCCUUAAAGGGUCGCCUUCUUCUUUUGCACGACUCUUAAGAAGAAAAAAGAACGCAGAACCCGCAUCUGCACGCUGAGAAGAAUACCUGGCUUCUUACAUACAUUUUAACGGAUUGAAACCUCUAGCCCUAACAGUGGGAAUAACGAUUCUUUUUUUUUGGGGGGGGGAAGAAAUACACUAAAAUAAAAAAAAAUAAAAAAAAAAAACGCGAGAGCAAAUCCAUACACCUUUGGAUUAAUAGUUAUUGUGUUUCCCUUGAAGGCGGACUUGUUUCGGGUGGAAAUAUAAAUAUUGAACACUCGAACCGUAUUCGGUGGUCCUCAUCCAGGCAAUUUUGAACUAAAUCCUGUAAUAACGGAUAUUGUCUUUUACACUUGCCGCGUUCCCAGCUUCGACAAGAAUCUGUUGUAUGACCUCUCGGAAUUAUCCAGACUUAUUUCAGUUUCAGCACCUGCGAUCUCAGCAGGCAUUUACACAAUCGAUGUUAUCCGGAGGAUGGUAAAUGAUCGAUGGGAAAUCAUGAACAGUGUAUCAGAGCUCGAGGACGGACAACAGCACAAACCUCAGACAUUCUGUGAGUGCGUUCCAAACCCAUCUCAGACCCACCGGCACUGGUCAAAGUUUGACACAGUCAAUCAGAGCCCACAGAGAAUGAGCUGUGGGUACCUUCUCUGCACCAUUCUCCUCUUUGUGGCGGUUCUUCUCGCUGUGACCGUGACCGGCACCAUCCUGUUUAUGAACCAUUACCAUGCCCCAGUGACGGAAGGCCCACCACUCAUCAACACAAAUCAGGAUGAAAAGAAUGCCCUUGUGACAAUCGAGAAGGUGGACGGCUCCCGGAUUAACAUUUUCAUCGACCCCAACUGCCCAGACUACAAUAAUAACUUUCUCCGCUUGGAGGGCGUGCAGACCUCACUCUUGCACUCCCUCACGGACCAUGACAUGGACCUGAAGUCAGUGAAGGGUCAGGACCGGGCUCUCCUCGUGAACUUGGCAGAGGAAGUGGCAAAGCUGUCAGCACAUGCGGGGCAACUAAAAAUGGAUUACGAGGCGCUCAGAAGAGGGCAGGGCACACUGGGGCAGGAUCUGAAUACGCUUCAGACAGAGCAAGGGAGACUCAUUCAGCUGCUGUCUGAAAGCCAGAUCAACAUGGUGAAGGUGGUGAACUCGGUGAGCGAUGCCCUGAACAGCAUGCAGAAGGAGCAGGGGGUCCUGAAGAACCGUGUCAAAGCUGACCUACAGAGGGCGCCGGUUCGAGGUCUCCGGCCCAAAAGCUGUAAUAAUGGCUCCCGGCCAAAGGACUGCUAUGACAUUUACAUGAAUGGACAAAGGGAGGACGGCAUCUACUCCGUGUUCCCCACUCAUUACCCCUCGGGAUUCCAAGUGUUUUGUGACAUGACCACGGAUGGCGGAGGAUGGACGGUUUUCCAGCGUCGUGAAGAUGGCUCAGUCAAUUUCUUCAGAGGAUGGGAAGCCUACAGGGAAGGAUUUGGGAAGAUAACCGGAGAGCACUGGCUCGGUAUGAAGCGAAUUCACGCCCUUACCAUCCAGGCCAACUACGAGCUGCGCAUCGACCUGGAGGACUUUGAGAACAGCACGGCGUUUGCUCAUUACGGGACCUUUGGGGUGGGACUGUUCUCCGUGGACCCAGAUGAAGACGGCUACCCCCUCACUAUCGCGGAUUAUUCUGGAACAGCAGGUGAUUCUCUACUAAAGCACAACGGCAUGAAGUUCACCACAAAGGACCAAGACAACGACCACUCAGAGAACAACUGCGCUUCAUUUUACCACGGCGCCUGGUGGUACCGCAACUGCCACACGUCCAACCUGAACGGCCAGUACCUGAAGGGUCACCACACAUCGUAUGCGGAUGGCAUCGAAUGGUCCUCAUGGACAGGCUGGCAGUACUCCCUCAAGUACUCCGAAAUGAAGAUCAGGCCCAACAAGGACGACAAGAAGUGAGGAGUGCAGGGUGACGGGACCCCAGUGUAAAAUUAACAAAAAAUCAAAAACUUUCUCACCUUUCUCCAAGAUGCUGACCGUUCACAUAAUGAGGACAAUGUUUAGGGUUUUUUUGUUUUUUUCUUUCAGUUUGUUCCUGUGGAAGACUUUAGUAUCCCAUACCAUAAAACCGUAUCAUAGGCCACCGCCAUUUUUGACAUGAUGACGUUUAUUCCUUUCAGAUUAGGGUAGAGAAUGAACAGAAAUGUAUUUAUUUAUGUGAUUUUAGAGGUUACCCUGACGCGCAGAACAAUGUCGCUGUUUGGUGUUACAAGCACAGGACCCUGAAUCCCCACCCCGUCAGGCCGUGUCCGUCAGUCCACACAGGGAUGUUGUUCUUCUCUUGGUUCUUUGAGACUUUUUAGCAUUUCUCCACAUACAAAGAUGAGAUUCUCCUCAGACUACCUCAGAGCGCCGUGGGUGAGUGGUGUGCAGCUAGAGGCACUAAGGUCUGCCGUUCAGACAUCCUGGAGGGACACGUGGGGGGCUCUAAGUGUCAGAGUCCAUCAGCAGCAUUUUAGCAUCACUAGCCUGAUGAGCACCAUCGGUGAAAGGUGGGACAAUCAGAGGGAGAAGGAGAGAGAGAGAGACAUUCAGCCAAGGACCCCAUGGGUAUUGAGAGCAGGUUAGGGUCACCUUGAGGGAAAGCCCUCCAAAAAAAACAAGGGAUAUUAUUAUGUAGGAGGAGGAGCUUCAGACCAUCUUACACCUUACUCAAUGAUCCAGACCAGCUCUGGAAUUUAUAUGCCGUCUUUCUGUAUUCAGUCCCUCGCCCAUAUGCUUCAUCGUGUAGAUGUUUUCCCCAAGUUGAAGCACAGGCAGCUGAAGGGACUUUUAUCACCACCAGAGGGCAGCACCGAGAACCUAUCUGUCUUAUAUAGUGCCUUUCAUUUCGAUCUCUCUCAUGAAAGGUGCUACAUAAGACAAAGAUAAUGAAAAGUGUUAUUAAUCUAAAUAUCUACCUUAUAUACCUCCUUUGAUUACUGCCUAGCAAAUGAAAUGCACUUUAUAUAAGACAGAGAAAUAGAAACCAUUAUAUAUCCAUUUAUCUUAUAUAGAUCGCUUCAUUUCUAUCUUAUGUAACAGCUUUUCUGUGUCUCUGUCUUUUGUAGCACUUUUCUUGCCUGACUAUCUGUCUGUCUUUACCCAAUUGAAGCACAGGGCACUGAAAGGAGUUUCAUUCUAGCUAUCUGAAGUGCUGUAUAAAAGAGAAAAA
This is a messenger RNA of Polypterus senegalus (gray bichir), 3575 nucleotides long. RefSeq names its product fibrinogen C domain containing 1a (gene fibcd1a). Bases 854 to 2320 code for a protein of 488 amino acids. The transcript has 8 exons. The record is from RefSeq and is a predicted model, not a curated record. Lineage: Eukaryota; Metazoa; Chordata; Cladistia; Polypteriformes; Polypteridae.